Mesitornis unicolor (brown roatelo) is the source of this 879-nucleotide messenger RNA. Its product is annotated as histamine N-methyltransferase-like. Bases 1 to 879 code for a protein of 292 amino acids. The record is from RefSeq and is a predicted model, not a curated record. The transcript is spliced from 6 exons. Gene Ontology annotation, molecular function: N-methyltransferase activity. NCBI's taxonomy places the organism in Eukaryota, Metazoa, Chordata, Aves, Mesitornithiformes, Mesitornithidae.
AUGGCAUCGCCCAUGAGGAGCCUGCUCACCGACCCCGCCAGAUACCUCCAGUCUUUCCGCCUCUUCCUCGCAAACUCGACCGAGCACCAGAGCAUGCGGGAGUUCAUGGAGCGGCAGCUGCCGGCCGUGGUAGCGAGUGUUGGAAAUGGGAAGUCUACAAUCAAUAUCCUAAGUGUUGGUGGUGGAGCAGGUGAGAUUGACCUGCUGAUCCUCUCCAAAGUACAAGCCAGAUAUCCAGGGGUUGCCAUCAACAACGAUGUGGUAGAGCCCAGUGCUGACCAAAUCUCCAAGUACAAAGAGCGUGUGGCUGGGACAUCAAACCUCGAGAACGUGAAGUUUACCUGGCAUGAGGAGACAGCUUAUGAAUAUGAAAGUCGAAUGAAUGCAGAAAAGAAGCCUAAAAAAUGGGACUUUAUUCACAUGAUCCAGAUGCUGUAUUAUGUGAAAGAUGUCCCAGCUACUAUCCGGUAUUUCCACAGCCUCCUGGAAGGGCAGGCAAAGCUCCUCAUUAUCCUGGUGUCAGAAACCAGUGGCUGGGAAACGCUGUGGAAGAAGUUUGGGUCUUCCCUCCCUUUAGAUGAUCUCUGCUCUUACGUUUCCUCUGCUAACAUCAAAAGGAUACUGGAUUCAGCCGGGAUGAAGUACCAGCUCCACGAGCUCCCAUCCCACAUGGACAUAACGAGCUGCUUUAUUGAAGGCAACAAGGAUGGGGAGCUGUUGCUGGAUUUCCUGACAGAAACUUAUGAGUUUUCUAAAACUGCUCCUUCUGAACUAAAGCGUCAGGUAAUGGAAGAGUUACAAAAGCCUGGAUGCAGCAAAAAAAGAGAUGGGAAGGUGCUUUUUAAUAACAACCUGAGUGUAAUAGUGAUUGACCCAUGA